This is a messenger RNA of Arabidopsis thaliana (thale cress), 1629 nucleotides long. Its product is annotated as initiation factor 4F subunit (DUF1350). The record is from RefSeq and is marked reviewed. The transcript is spliced from 8 exons. The coding region runs from base 404 to 1309 and encodes 301 amino acids. NCBI's taxonomy places the organism in Eukaryota, Viridiplantae, Streptophyta, Magnoliopsida, Brassicales, Brassicaceae.
AUAAAAAUAACUUUCUGUGAAAAAAAAAAAAAACUUGUUAAAAAAAAAAAAGUCUGACUAAACGUUUGCUUCUUCUUCUUCACACAAAACUGUAGGGAAGAAAAGGAAUAAUGGAGUUUGGAUUAGCCACUUCGAGUUUUCUGGGUACUCAACUAAUCCCGGCCACUCUGUUUAGCAAACGAGCUCGAGCUUUGUCUCUCACCGUCACAGCGACCGGUGGCAGCAGAAACAAUAAGGUUUACACGAGGCUUGAUUCUUGUCUAGUGAUUCCUCCUCCUCCUAAAUUCAAGAAACCGCGUGCUAUUGUUAAAUUCUUGGGAGGUGCCUUCGUCGGAGCUGUUCCUGAACUCACUUACAGGUACUUUGAUUCUCCGAGUUCAUCAAAUUUCACAUAACCUAAAAGAUGUUGUUCCUUUGUCUCUGUGUGAUUUGUAGUUACCUUAAGGAGCUACUGGCAAAGGAAGGGUAUUUGAUAGUAUCUGUGCCGUACAAUGUUACAUUUGAUCAUGAACAAGCUGCUAAGCAAGUUUAUGAGAGGUUUAAUUCAUGCUUGGACACGAUUGUCUCAUCUGGAAUUCCAAAUUCAAACUUGAAGCCUGGAGAUUUAGCUGACCUUCCUCUUUUCUCAGUUGGUCACAGUAAUGGUGCACUGCUCCAAGUUUUGACCGGAAGUUAUUUUGCUGAGAAGAUACCAAAGGUUAAUGCCAUUAUUUCAUUCAAUAACAAAUCAGCGACAGAGGCGGUUCCAUAUUUUGAGCAGCUUGGUCCUCUCAUCCAGCAGAUGCUGCCAAUGGUGGAAGCUUCUCCAGUAUAUGAAAUGGCUCGAAAUGCUUCAGGUGAUGUUUUGAAACUCUUACUUGACACAGCUGGGACAACGAUUCUAAACAACGAUCAAGAAGCUCUUAAGUCAUUUACUAAAUUGGUGGAUCAAUUGCCAUCAGUAUUUGGUGAGGUAGGACAAGGAGUGUCAGAAUUCAGACCGUCACCACUUGAGAAUCGCAAUUGCUUCAAGUGCUCCUACAGCGUUCCACACACUCUACUGGUACAAUUCAACUCCGAUGCAAUCGACGAGACUGAUUUGCUCGAAGAAACUCUUAGGCCUCGGAUAGAAUCUAUUGGUGGUACACUUGAAAAGGUUCGGCUGAACGGAAACCAUCUUACACCUUGCAUACAGGAUCCAAAGUGGCAAAUUGGGACUGUGUACACGCCAGCAGACGCUGUGGCUCAGGCGCUAAAGACCAUUCCUCUUAGCGAAACUCGAGUUCUUUCCAGGACGAUCGUUGACUGGUUUAGACGGUUUGAGAAUUGAGCUGUCUCAUGUAAUGUUGAAAUCAAUGUUAAGAUUUAUAUAUACCGACGAACAAGACUAGCAUUGAUCAGCUUCAAGGCCAAAAAACAUGUAUAUACAUGGGCGACGUCUUACAAAGAUUUCCAUUGUUAAUCACCUUUAACACAGAAUAUCAAAUAUUGGUCAUUGGUUUAUGGUUUGAAAUCAAAGUGUAGGGAACUGGGAUAUUGAUAACUAAAUUUGGGUUUUACCGAAAUAGCUUCCAAAGUACAAAAGAAAAAUGUAAUUUAAAUCAGAAAUAUUUUCUCAGAUGUUAUAGAAAAGUUGAAAUAUUAUUAGAA